AGAGAUAAAAAAUGAUCAUGAAUGUGCCGCUGCUAUCGAGAAAUACUAUCGAGACUCUGUCUCGAGGAUCAUAUUUGUAAAUAUCUGGAGAAGUGGAGAGAGAAAAGGCACUAUAAAAAUAUGUUCGUUUUUCUUUUAAUUUCAAGAGUUACUCUUGAAUGAACUGAAAUACCUUUACAGCAAGUACAGGUGUUGACUGCGAUGUGUUUCAUAAGAAUAGCGUGGAGUUAACCUCACUCGAACUUUGCGAGAUACGAGAAUUCUCCGCUAAGGAAUUGUGAUGGAUUGCCUGAAACAGCAGGCAUUUCUGGUGGGAGAUAUCGAUGAGGAUAUCAAUCUAUCAUUGCCACCCUCUUCCGGGGAGGAAUACAUCAAACGAGUAGUAAUAGAAGCCAGACAAUGCGCGGACGUAGUGGUGGCCGAUUUAGAUCCGUCAUGUGUGAAACAACCGACAAAAGCUUAUGUUAAGACUUUAGCAGGAUGUGUUCAAGCACCGGCAAACCUCAAGCCAACUAUUGAAUGGCAACAAUAUCAAGUUUCUGACUUUUCUAAGCUGAGGCUAUAUGUGAGCCAACUGAAGAACGAGAUAUUAAUAGGCAAGCGCAAGUGGAGACCACCUGACAUUAAUUUGCCAGACAUAAACGAUCAAAACGCUUGGGUCAGCUUCUGUUUAGGUGCCGAAGAAAAGAUUGAGCCAACACUGAAUACUCUGUUUUGUUUUAAUCAGUCUAACAUAGAACAAGUACUUGAGCAUUUAGUGCAAUUUGUGGAGACUGAAAGGAGAAUUGAAUACAAAAUAGGCCAGUGGAUUUACACGUUACUCGCAAUCUUGGAGCAACCAUUGCAGCCUGAUACUUGUUCCUGCUUGCGUUCACUAGCUCGAGCGUGUUCUGUCAUUCGUGUAGAUUCUAGAGAAUUGGAUGCGCAGGAGCUGGGAGCGCUGAAUUUAUUCAUCUGUCUAGUAGCGAGAUACUUUCGUCAAUUAGACUUGGCAGAUCCUUGACAAUUUCUCAUCACACAAUUUCUGCAUAUGAUAUAAUUAUUUAUGACGUGGCGUGACACUUAUUUGUAUACAUAGCGAUCUUUAAUAAAUUCCACACAAGAUUA
Molecule: messenger RNA, 1107 nt
Organism: Monomorium pharaonis (pharaoh ant)
Lineage: Eukaryota; Metazoa; Arthropoda; Insecta; Hymenoptera; Formicidae
Product: gem-associated protein 2-like
Exons: 5
Coding region: 281-1003 (240 amino acids)
Biological process (GO): spliceosomal complex assembly; spliceosomal snRNP assembly
Cellular component (GO): nucleus; spliceosomal complex; SMN complex
Source: RefSeq, a predicted model, not a curated record